UUUCCCGAUUCGCCGUCAGGCGACAAUAAUUUUUAUCAAAAACGGAUUUUAUAACAGCGAUAACACAGUAUGUUGUCGAUAAGUUUAAUAAUUAAAUGAUUUCCCACAUAUAAACUCCAGAGGGAUUACAGAUUGGUGAAUUUAGUUCGUUCCAGACGUGUGUACUGUAAAGUUAAAAAUUUAAUAGUUAGCCAGUUAAAAAUUAAAAUGGAAUGGUUUAAAAUAAAAUCAGAAAAAGAUCAUGAUUUAUUAGUAGUUAAUAAUUUUAUCCAUCGAGUGGAUAGAAUACGGGACAAAACCGAAUAUUAUAAAUGCAUACAAAAUUGUUAUGAGCAAAAUCAUGCUAUUUUGAAAAAUUUGAAAAAUAAAACUGACGUAAUAUUAUCGAAGCCUCACUAUCACCCAACACACGGAGUUAAGUUGGCUAAUCGUGGCUUUCGAAAUAAAUUGAAAGAGGAACUUACUCAAAAUCCCACGAAACCGGUACCCAAGACAUUUAAUGAAAUUAGGAGAUCUGUCAUAACUUCAGGAAUAGAAGGUGCUACAAAUUCGGAAGUUAUAGAUGCUAUUCCCGUAUUCACCAGUAUAAAAAGUUCAGGAUACAGAAAAAAAAUGAAAAUGAUCCCACCUUUACCGUCAAAAUUAUCUGAUUUAACGAUCGAACGGUGA
Messenger RNA from Acyrthosiphon pisum (pea aphid), 669 nucleotides. RefSeq lists its product as uncharacterized. The transcript has 2 exons. Lineage: Eukaryota; Metazoa; Arthropoda; Insecta; Hemiptera; Aphididae. Bases 208 to 669 code for a protein of 153 amino acids. The record is from RefSeq and is a predicted model, not a curated record.